Molecule: messenger RNA, 702 nt
Organism: Penicillium angulare
Lineage: Eukaryota; Fungi; Ascomycota; Eurotiomycetes; Eurotiales; Aspergillaceae
Product: gluconokinase
Exons: 2
Coding region: 1-702 (233 amino acids)
Cellular component (GO): cytoplasm
Molecular function (GO): gluconokinase activity
Source: RefSeq, a predicted model, not a curated record
AUGCUUUCUGCCGGCGAACGUCCUCAGCCCCCGGUCCCCUCAGCCCUCGUGAACUCGUCCAGUGUACCCAUCAUGCCCGACCUUAAGCCCAACGACUCCUCAGCUCCUACUACAAUGUUCUCCCAAAACUCCAAUAAGCCCUCGGAAAUCCAGCAUAUCUGGGUGGUCACCGGCCCCGCUGGAUGCGGAAAGAGUACAGUCGGUCAAGUUCUGCGCAAUGCGCUGUCUUGUCCGUUCCUCGAAGGCGACGAUUACCACUCCAAGUCCAACAAAGACAAGAUGGGCAGCGGCGUUCCCCUCACUGAUGCCGAUCGCUGGGAUUGGCUUAUUUCCCUCCGCCAGGCUGCUAUUGAUGCCCUCUCCCCCGAGUCCGAGAGCUCCCACCCACCCUGCGGUGUUGUUGUCGCUUGCUCCGCCCUGAAGCAGAAAUACCGCGAUGUCAUGCGUGUUGCAGCUUACGGGUCGUCAUCCGUGCAGAUUCACUUCGUAUACCUCAAGCUUUCUGAGGCUGUUCUCAUGGAUCGUGUUAGCCAGCGCAAGUCGCACUAUAUGAAGAGCGACAUGAUUCAAUCGCAACUGGCAGCUCUUGAGGAGCCAAAGGGCGAGUGGGACGCUAUUACGAUCAAUGUGGAAGGGCCACAGGAGCAGGUGCAACAGAGUGUGCUGGAUGCCGUUCGCGAGAAGCUUGCGGAAUACUCGUAA